This is a messenger RNA of Sus scrofa (pig), 736 nucleotides long. The record is from RefSeq and is a predicted model, not a curated record. Lineage: Eukaryota; Metazoa; Chordata; Mammalia; Artiodactyla; Suidae.
GCGGGAUUUCCGGAAGUAGCCGUCAUCUCUAUUGGCUGUCUUGGGAAACAAGGCCCGUCCCUUUAGCUUUGGGAUUGGCUGAGGUGAGGCCUUCCGGUGAUCCACUUCCGUUCCUUGCUGCCUUGGACUGAGGGCCUCCGGAGUCGGUGAAGGAUCUGAAGAUGGCUGGGCGGAAACUUGCUCUAAAAGCCAUUGACUGGGUAGCCUUUGGGGAGAUCAUACCCCGAAACCAGAAGGCCAUUGCUAACUCCCUGAAAUCCUGGAAUGAGACCCUCUCCACCAGGUUGGCUGCUCUACCUGAGAAGCCACCUGCUAUUGACUGGGCUUACUACAAGGCCACCGUGGCAAAGGCUGGCUUGGUAGAUGACUUUGAGAAGAAGUUUAAUGCCCUGAAGGUCCCUGUGCCAGAGGAUAAAUACACUGCUCUGGUGGAUGCUGAAGAGCAAGAAGAUAAUGUCUCUCCUCUCUUAAAGGUGAAAAGAUGUGCUGAGUUUUUGUCUCUCUCAAAGGCCAGGAUUGAGGCAUAUGAGAAAGAGCUGGAGAAGAUGAAGAACAUAAUUCCAUUUGAUCAGAUGACAAUCGAGGACUUGAAUGAAGUCUUCCCAGAAACCAAACUAGACAAGAAGAAGUAUCCCUACUGGCCUCACAGGCCAAUUGAGAGUUUAUAAACUUGCAUCUUGGAGAAAGCUCUGGCCCUCGAAUUACAAACUCCGGACAUUAAAAAUAAUUACAUAGU